UCACAGACAGACAAAACACCCAAAUCUUUCUCUCCUCUUGCUCGCCUAUCGUCUACAGUCUAAUCCAAUGGCUUGGCGUGGUUCUCUUUCCCGAUCGCUACUCUCAACCGCUAGGUCUUCUACAAUCCGAUCAUCUCCGGCCGCCGCUCCCCGUCUACGACCACCGUCUCUUCCCACUCCCGGACUUCAAUCCCGCCGCCUUUCAUUUUCCAAUCUCAGGAAUUUGGGGCAAUUAGGAUGCGCGCAAUCUCUGAUGCCGCUUUGUGCUGGAACGGGUCUCACUUCGCAUCUAUCUUCUAACGUGCGAGCUUUCUGCGAGCUGUCACAUGGUACCUUCUUCCGCACUUGUCAGGAUCGCUAGUAUUAUAUUUGUACUUAAUGAGCAUGCGGCUGGAUUAAAAAUUUACUAUGUUACAGUGGGUCAUUAGCAGGUGAUGAAGGGGGGAAUCUCGUGAAAAAAAGUUAGUAAUAUCGUUUGGUUGGUUUUAUCGACAUUAUUGACAGUUUAGUUUUCUUCGUGUCUGCAUAUUUCAUAAUAAGCAUAUAUUACUGCUAGUAUCCUUCUGGGGAUUUUGUUUUAUUGAUUCAAGCAGAGGAAGUUAUAAACAUUGUUUGUUCUAACUGUGAUACAAUCGCAAUUCCAUUGGAAAUUCGAUUAAAUUUAAAAGCUUUGUUUUUAUUUUUUCGA
This is a messenger RNA of Impatiens glandulifera, 688 nucleotides long. RefSeq lists its product as uncharacterized. The coding region runs from base 68 to 361 and encodes 97 amino acids. Lineage: Eukaryota; Viridiplantae; Streptophyta; Magnoliopsida; Ericales; Balsaminaceae. The transcript has 3 exons. The record is from RefSeq and is a predicted model, not a curated record.